CCGGCGAGCUGGAUAUCUGCGCGAGGCGCCGCGUUGCGGCCCUUUUCCGUCUCAGCGAAGUGUGGUGCAGAGCGGUGUUCACAAGAUGACUGAGUGGGAGACCGCCCCGGCCGUGGCCGAAACCCCAGAGAUCAAGCUCUUUGGGAAGUGGAGCACAGACGAUGUCCAGAUCAAUGACAUCUCCCUGCAGGACUACAUCGCCGUGAAAGAGAAGUACGCCAAGUACCUCCCUCACUCCGGGGGGCGCUAUGCCGCCAAGCGCUUCCGCAAGGCCCAGUGCCCCAUUGUGGAGCGCCUCACCAACUCCAUGAUGAUGCACGGCCGCAACAACGGCAAGAAGCUGAUGACCGUGCGCAUCGUCAAGCACGCCUUCGAGAUCAUCCACCUGCUCACCGGAGAGAACCCCCUGCAGGUGCUGGUGAACGCCAUCAUUAACAGCGGCCCCCGGGAGGACUCCACCCGUAUCGGCCGUGCCGGUACCGUCAGGAGGCAGGCCGUGGAUGUGUCCCCCCUGCGCCGAGUCAACCAGGCUAUCUGGCUGCUGUGCACAGGUGCGAGGGAGGCCGCCUUCAGGAACAUCAAGACCAUCGCCGAGUGUCUGGCGGACGAGCUGAUCAACGCAGCCAAGGGUUCCUCCAACUCCUACGCCAUCAAGAAGAAGGACGAGCUGGAGAGAGUGGCUAAAUCCAACCGUUAAAUUACUGUCUGUCGCUUUUUUUCAGUCGCAGGAAAUAAAAUUUUGGAAACAUCUA
Megalops cyprinoides (Indo-Pacific tarpon) is the source of this 752-nucleotide messenger RNA. Its product is annotated as 40S ribosomal protein S5. The coding region runs from base 86 to 697 and encodes 203 amino acids. The record is from RefSeq and is a predicted model, not a curated record. Gene Ontology annotation, molecular function: mRNA binding; rRNA binding; structural constituent of ribosome. The transcript is spliced from 6 exons. Lineage: Eukaryota; Metazoa; Chordata; Actinopteri; Elopiformes; Megalopidae. Gene Ontology annotation, biological process: ribosomal small subunit assembly; translation. Gene Ontology annotation, cellular component: ribosome; cytosolic small ribosomal subunit.